CUGCUAAUCGAGACCGCUGUCCAAUGGGCAUCCAGAGAUGCUGCCUCGUCAUGGUUGCUGGGCAGACGGGCUUACUCCCAUCUGUGGCAAACCAAUGAGGAGGAGCGGGGCCCUCUCUUUUUGACCAAUGGGGAGCGGGAGUUUUGGGAACAAAGCCUGUGGGCGUGGCCUUGGCGGCCGGGCGGCCAAUGAGGGAGGCCCCGACGCUGUUUUGCCGCGAAAUAGCCGCGUGUGCACGCGGCCGCCGUAGGAGCCGCCCCGCGGGGAGGGCGCUUCCCCGGACGGGAUGGCGGCGGCGCGGCUUCUGCCGCUCGGGAGGCUCCUGGCGCUCGGCCCGCGCCUGGGCCGCGGCGCGCCGCGCCUGCUCUGCAGCCGCGUCUCCACCCGCGAUUCCCAGGCCAAUGCCGCCAAGAAGCCGAAGGCGGCAGAAGCCGAGCCGGGCCAGGCCUCGCCGCGCGCCUCGCCGCUGAGCCCGGAGCAGCUGGAGCGGAUCCGCAGGAACAAGGAGGCGGCUCUGCGGCGCCUGGCCGAGCGGAACGUGCCCCCCGGCUUCGGGGAGAGCUGGAGGCGGCAGCUGGACGGGGAGUUCUCCAAGCCCUACUUCAUGGAGCUGAUGGCGUUUGUAGCAGAAGAGAGGAAGCGGUACACGGUCUAUCCGCCCCCGGACCAGGUCUUCACCUGGACUCAGAUGUGCGACAUCAGAGAUGUGAAGGUUGUCAUUUUGGGGCAAGAUCCAUAUCAUGGACCUAAUCAAGCUCAUGGGCUCUGUUUCAGUGUCCAGAAACCUGUUCCACCACCCCCCAGUUUAGAAAAUAUUUACAAAGAACUGUCUACUGAUAUUGAAGACUUCACACAUCCUGGUCAUGGAGAUCUAACUGGCUGGGCCAAGCAAGGAGUGCUCCUCCUCAAUGCUGUCCUGACAGUGCGAGCUCACCAAGCCACCUCCCACAAGGAGAAAGGCUGGGAACAAUUCACGGAUGUGGUGGUGUCUUGGCUAAACAAGAACUUGCAUGGAGUUGUCUUCAUGUUGUGGGGAGCGUAUGCACAGAAGAAAGGCAGUUCUAUUGACAGGAAACGGCACCAUGUUCUGCAGACAGUUCACCCUUCACCUCUGUCUGUGCAAAGAGGGUUUUUCGGCUGUCGGCAUUUCUCUAAAACAAACGAAUUGCUGAAGAAAUCUGGCAAGAAGCCCAUUGACUGGAGAGCGCUCUAAGCUGCAAGCAUAAGCUUGAGGGUUUAAUAAUCAGAAAUAGCCCCUGUUUCAAGGAUUGUCUUAUUUCUGAAAAACGUUUGCUGACCUGAGAAUCAUUCUUUGGAUGUUGAUCAAGUCGAUGAACAAAUGACUUAAAUUUCAGAGACAUUCUAUUUUUUUUUACUGUAUAUAUACACAAAUAUACCAGAUGUUUUUAAGAGCAAACUGGAAUGAUAUAUGGACUACCCUGUUACUUCUUCUUGAACAGAUCUCAGCAUAGUGUGAAGCCAAGAAAGGAAAAAAUCCAUAUUAAUUUGUGCUCAUUGUUGUAAUGGGAAUAUAUGCGAGUGUUCUUGUGAAUAUAUGUGAAUUUACAUAGGUUAAGCUAUUCAAUUUCUGUAAAUACCCUAAUUUGCCUCCUCCCACUGUUUUGCUUCAUGAUGUGCAAAUCUGGAUUUUUUAUUUGGUGGUGAUGGGGAACCAGAGGUGUUCUCAGAUUUGUACAGGAGGGAAAGCAGAUUUUUUUUUUUUGUUUUAGCUUUUUUGCUACAGAUGCAAGAUUUGAUUAGAAAUAUACUGGCUUCCUGUGGUUUUAGAGACUGUACAGUGUAAGAAAGUUUAAUUGAGUGUAUUUUUGCACUCUCUCAAAAGGUCAGGGUUAAUCCCCGCAGCAGAUGAGGGGGAAAUAGUGACCAACACUUUGGGAACAAAGAGCUCAGAACAUAACCAAAGGAAACAUGUCACUUACAGAGGAAACCCAAGAGUAUUAAACUGCUUGGUGGGUAUCUUAAUCGCCUGGAUGACAGGAGAGCUGCGAUGACCGUUAACUCUGAGGUGAUCCUGUAUGUAGUGCUAGGGAAUCUGGAUCACUGGGUAUUCUGCAGAACCAGAACGUAUAAGACAUGAAACUGGUUUCAUGCAAAUAAGCUCUUCUGUGCUGAUGGGUUUUCCUGCAACUCUUGCUCUGUUUGAUACCUGCUGAUUUCAAGGGAGAAGUUUUGUUCAAGAUCUGCUGAUUAAUGGGCUGAAUAUUUCAUUUUACUUUAUGAUCUUGUGAAUUACACUGCAUCUUCACUUCCAUAUUGUAUCGGUGAAGAAAAGGAUCUACUUAAAUACAGAGGUGGCUUUGUGCUUUCCUUUCAUAGGAGCAAAAUGAGGCUUCUAGCUGUUGUUGAAAAUGACUAUUGCUUCUAGCCACUGUUGAAAAUAACUAUUGCUACUUCUAGAAUGAAAAUAAGGUCUGACUUCUAACUUUGGAUUUCCAGUACACCUUUGAAUUGAUAUUUCCUUUCAAUGAAAGCAAAGUGGCUUGUUCUUUCUGAAGCUGCAUAACUUUUUAGGGUAGAGUCAUACAUCCAAAUACCCAUGUAAGCCAUGUUUUGUGUUUGUUCCAGUAGGUAACACUAGUACAAGUGAAGUUCCACACUUUCUUUGCAUGUGUUGAAGUCUUUUUUUUCCCCCCAAACAGAUUGUUUUUUAAAUAAAAAUUACUUUGUUUA
Molecule: messenger RNA, 2691 nt
Organism: Dromaius novaehollandiae (emu)
Lineage: Eukaryota; Metazoa; Chordata; Aves; Casuariiformes; Dromaiidae
Gene: UNG
Product: uracil DNA glycosylase
Exons: 6
Coding region: 287-1213 (308 amino acids)
Biological process (GO): base-excision repair, AP site formation via deaminated base removal; base-excision repair
Cellular component (GO): nucleus; mitochondrion
Molecular function (GO): uracil DNA N-glycosylase activity
Source: RefSeq, a predicted model, not a curated record